CUGACAGCCGCCAUCACAUGGAUGCUUGUCCAUUACCUUGUCCCAAAAACUAUCAGCACUUGUCAGCCUCGCCUUCCUCUCUGCUCGCUGCAAAGUUGCCAGUUCUUGCUUCCCAAUUUGCAAGAGUGACGAAAAAGCCCAGCAAACUCUGCAUUGCUGCUGGAAGUGUCGGCCGGUUCAUUCUUCCUUUCUCUUUCGGACUUUUUGAGCGAAAAGUUACUUUUUCUCUGUCUCCUUCCCCCCCUCCCCCCCUCCUCUCCUUCCCACCUCCCUCCCUCCGUCCCUCACCUCAACAAGCAAACAACAUUGAAAGCAACAACAACAAAAAAACUCCAAAGCACUGCUCCCAAACACCAGGUUGAAUGUACAACAUGAUGGAAACCGAUCUCAAACCUCCCGCCCCGCAACAAACUUCGGGGGGAACAGGCAACUCGAACACGGCGGGGAACAACGCGAAGAACAGCCCGGACAGGGUGAAGAGACCGAUGAAUGCCUUUAUGGUUUGGUCGCGGGGCCAGCGGCGGAAGAUGGCUCAAGAAAACCCCAAGAUGCACAAUUCGGAGAUCAGCAAGAGGCUCGGGGCCGAGUGGAAACUUUUAUCCGAGGCCGAGAAGAGGCCGUUCAUCGACGAAGCAAAGCGGCUGCGAGCUCUGCACAUGAAGGAGCACCCGGAUUAUAAAUACCGGCCCCGGAGGAAAACCAAGACGCUGAUGAAAAAGGACAAGUACACGCUGCCGGGCGGCCUGCUGGCUCCCGGCGCUAAUGCCAUGAAUGCUGGAGUCGGGGUCGGCGUCGGGGCCGCGGUCAACCAGCGAAUGGACGGUUACGCUCACAUGAACGGCUGGACGAACGGGGGCUACAGCAUGAUGCAGGAACAACUCGGCUACUCACAACACCAGGGCCUGAACGCUCACAACGUGGCCCAAAUGCAGCAGAUGCACCGCUACGACAUGAGCGCGCUGCAGUACAACUCAAUGACCAGCGCUCAGACCUACAUGAACGGCUCGCCCACCUACAGUAUGUCCCCAGCCUACACGCAGCAAAGCACAGCCAUCGGCCACCAAAAAGCCCUCGGGAGAAGUUGAGAGACGCUGGAAGCCGUGUAAAAGCGUGUGAAGGGAGCGUUUUGCAGCAGAAUGUCGAGGGAUUUUUGCUCUAAUCCUGUUUCUGUAUUCCCAGCGGGGGCUGCAGAUUGAUUCUGCACAGUAGCGCACUUUGGAUAAACUCUGCGUUAGAUAUCAACUCUCGACAUCAGUCGAAUUCUCGAAGCUUCCAGUAAAGAAAGGAAAUACUGGCGCACGCAGUAAGGUUCUGAACCCUUCUCCAUCGUGAUCCCUCCGUAAACCACCAUGGGUUUGGAAACGUUUGGAGAGAGCGCGAAUGUUUUUUUCUGCUGCGUCAGAAUUAGUUUCAAUGUUGAUCGUGAUAACUUUAACUCUCCGUUACUGGAUGGGAAUAUAAACAUAGUAUUAUUUCAUUCAAGUAAAUUAUAAACCACGGUUUUGAUAAUUAUAUUUUGUGUUAGCUUGUACUAUAGUCAUUAAUAAAGACAAGCCGCAGUAUUCGCAGCUAUAUCUAUGUAAGCCAUUAUUACAACCUACCGUUUAGGUAAACAAAUGAAAGUAGCAAACAUCCAGUAUCAUGUCUGACCACACAUUUUGGCUCUAAAUUUCUUAUUAAAGUAAUGACAUAUUCGAUUUCACUAUUCAUGGUGAAAUUGAAUCUCGAUAUUUUAAAUGGAACAAAAGGAACCUGCACGAAGUUUUAAAAAUAUUUCGCACAUUCAGAGAGUGACAAUGUAUGACUUGUUUCGAAAGUCACUAAACAACCGUAAACCUGUUGAUGGUCAGUAAACGAAGGAUACACAAUAUGACUUUCUUUCAUAUUUCUCGUGUGCUUAAUAUUUUUGAACUGUAAUUUCUCAAAUGAAUCCAGAAUAUUGAUGAGAAGGGAAUAGGAAAAGUUUUCCAGCCACUUGAAAACUAGGUGGAGUUUAGUAACAGACAGAUACACUCACACUCACACUCACACACACAUACACACACACACACACACACACGCACACUCACACACACUCACACAUACACACACACAUACACACACACACACACACACACACACACACAAUUGUCCCGUUUUAAAUGCCCUGUUAAACAGAGGCCCGGGUUCUGCAUGGCACCAAUGGAAUUUGUGAAUUGCACAGCAUGUGAGAUGCAUAUAGGGAUUAUUCAUGUGGUGACGGUUGCAAUUGGCCACUCAUGUACAUAAGAAAGAACUGUUCUGAAUAUGGCCUUAGUGUUCCUGGCGUUCAUUUAAAAGGAACAGUUCGGGGUACCUCUUCAACAAUUAUGAUAUAAAUUAUACAUUGGGAGAGGUUAACUUCCAACUCUGACCGAAAUUGAUGCCAGUUUCCUAGUCAAAUAGAUGUUGGCGAAUUCGGUUCCAAAUCGGGUUCCAACAUAAAACUUUUAUUCAAUUGCCGUAAUACAAAUCACGAAUUGUUAGAAUGACACCGGGAUUACCCGAUUGCUUUGAGGUUCAUUGGCGCUUUCCUAUAUUUAACGGCUCGUUAAAUAUAGGUUUAACAUUCACACCAGAGAACAGACGGCAGGAUGAAAAAUCAACUCCCUUCUGAACAUUUACAUUGCAGUUUAUGCUGCAAUAUAAGUUCCAUGUUUUCCAGACCAAUCAAACAACGCAUUAGGAGCGAAGAAAAAUGUGUCUUUUUUGCAAUGGUUGCAUGAGGCAGACGGAUCAGGCGUCUCCCUGCGAAGCUGACACUGUUGUCAACGGUGUCAAACGCGCCUUUGCCGGACAGGGUCAGACAGCUUUGGUCAAAUUAAUUAUUGAUAAAAACCUAUAGAUGCAAUCCUGGAUAAACUAUUUUGAAGAACGUCCUACUCUAUUUCCCGCGCUCCCACCCUCGAUCUUUAAUGAGCGCCCAUAAAUGCAAAUAUAACAUAAAGAGUACUUUAAGCGCAUUUCAGAAGUGUUUCAAAACUAUAAUAUAAGAUUGAGGUUGACAAUAUAAUUAGAAAUAAUCCCUCGUUAAUGUACAGUUUCAGAUUUUAUAGUUUCCCGAAAUGUUGACAUAUUUUUCUUAUAUGUUUCUGUUUUCGUGGAAUAACUGCACCAUACACAAAUAUAUUUCGAUAUAAUGCUGGGGUAAUUGUUGGAUACGAUUACCCGACAAUAAAUACAUUGAAUGAGAAUAGAUAAGCUAACGGGACAUGAACUAAUAAUUACAAUGCUGCAUUAAAUCAUCUAGGAGGUCUCAAAUGAGACCUUUGUGUCCUGGUCCAUUGAGAGUUCCAGCUGACAGCAUUUUGACAGAAAAUAGCCUAAAACCUGCCUAGUGCCUCGGAGGGACAGGCAAUACCUCUUAAGUGGAAGUGUGAUGGGAUUCUCAUUUAAAGCUAUUACAACAAGGCAAUUAAAUGCCGCCGUUAUAGUAAAUGGGUUUAACUUUCAAUAACUCACCAACACUCGGAUGGAUCCGAAAAGGAACAAUAAAUAAAAGUCAAAUCAGAUUGUGCAGAUUUGCUGUUUAUCUAAGAGACUGGAAAUGGCAGGAAGGUGCACCUUGCAGCACGUCAACUGGGAAACGACACAAGAGCCCGAGGGGCUGAUUAUGGUGCAACAGGUGCCUCUUCGCCAUAAAAACCCCGAACGCCGUUUUCCUUCGAGUUUUUAUUUGUAUCUGUCGUCACCAGAGUUAGAUACUGCCGCUGUAAUUUAUAAAAUUAUAGCAUUCCCUUCAAAAAAUAUAUAUUAUCACAAUCGCUUCACUUCACCAACUGGUGACAGAACUGAUGUUAUAUUCAGAUUAAAAUAUCUUUCCUUAAGUUACAAUGACUGUGUAGUUAACCAACAGAGGAACUUCAAAUGCAUCGACGUUUAUUUUAUGUUUCUAAUUUGGAUCCCCAAGUAUGUUAGAUUAUUGCACUCCCUGAAGUUUAAAUACUCGAUUACAGCUAUCUGCCAGUAUAUCAUGUUGGUUAACUUUAACUGCAGAGAGCCCAUUCAAUAAAUAAUGGCGCAGACCAAGUUCAACCACGACUGUCGUAGCGACUUUCGUUAUGAAGCUAGUUUUGGCAGCUAUGGGGUUCUGUAAUUAAAAUAAACCCAUACACUUGUGCUCAUAGCAUUCCAUCAUUAAUCAGUUAUUGGCGGCCUUGGGUGCAAAUAUGGGGUAACAUUCCCCUCCACGGUGUGUGUCCGGUUGUAUCAGGGAUGAGGAGUUAUCUUUAAUUUGGUUUCAGAAAACAACCUUUAAAUAAACACCAGAAAUGGGACCGACCGCGACUCGAGAUAGUAAGUUAAACAAAUGAUUCAACUAUAGUUUUUUUUUUAAAGACUUUUUAGGCUAGUGGGUAAACAAUUGCAUUUUAUUUUGGUAUUAUAAUGGAUUUAGCAGCGCUUUUUUUUUCAAUUGCAAAACAAAUGGAAAAGAUGAAAAGGAUAGAUGGCCGCUUCAUGAGUCUGAGAAAAGUCGGCAAAGCUGGCAACGCGGCAGCUUCACAUCCUGACGUCAGCGCCCUUUGCGAGUUGGCUCCCAGUUUCCCACGGUUCAAAAUUUAGUAUUAUCCCCAACAACAUCCCACCCCCCACUCCCCGCUCCGCCCCACCUCAUCCCAUUCCGAUUGCUUUUACAACAUCUCAUUGGAUUUUUUUUUUAAUUGUCCUCGCUGGUGUUUACGUUGAGGGACACAUUUCUAGUGGGUGUAAAAGUUUAUUUUUGCUCAUCCUUUUGUUUAAUAGAAUCGCUAUAAACAAGACGCCAGGCUCUGUUUCUGAGAAUUGGCACGUUUUCUUCUUGAGAGAAAAAAAGAUAAAACAGUGCGCAUGGAAAGUUUUCAGUCAAUCCUGAGCCACACAUCGUCAGAUUCCACACUCCCCAAACAGCAGAGCCCGGGGACCUACGUUAUGGAUGGACUGAACUGUUCGUAGAUGGUUCAUCACAGACUCUAUCCUCUGGACUUUUGUUCAUUUUCACGCCAGCUAUUCGACAUUAACCCUCUGAGUGCCACAUUUCACCGGAUUCACACACUACAUCUGAAUAUCACCACCAGGCAACCAUUGCCGAUUGCUAUUUUAAUAUCAUAUUUUACUGUGUAGAAAUCUUUAUACGCGAUCACGUCGCUAUUUACUUAUUAUUAUAAAUUAAUACACAAUUCCUUUUUACAUCCGCUACCUGUCGCAGUCACAUCACUGUGUACUGACCAGCACAAGUGCGGGUGAAAGUAUCACGGAUUUUACCCUUUGCUGGCCUCUAUGUUUAGUUAUCCUAAUCGCGCCGCUUAAUUCUAUUGAAGUUCUAAAAAUAAAUUGUUACCAUUUUUUGCAA
Messenger RNA from Leucoraja erinaceus (little skate), 5347 nucleotides. It is a transcript of the gene sox2, whose product is annotated as SRY-box transcription factor 2. Lineage: Eukaryota; Metazoa; Chordata; Chondrichthyes; Rajiformes; Rajidae. Gene Ontology annotation, molecular function: RNA polymerase II cis-regulatory region sequence-specific DNA binding; DNA-binding transcription factor activity, RNA polymerase II-specific. The transcript is spliced from 2 exons. Bases 363 to 1085 code for a protein of 240 amino acids. Gene Ontology annotation, biological process: regulation of DNA-templated transcription; anatomical structure morphogenesis; cell differentiation. The record is from RefSeq and is a predicted model, not a curated record.